This is a messenger RNA of Solea senegalensis (Senegalese sole), 2970 nucleotides long. RefSeq names its product protein eva-1 homolog A-like. The coding region runs from base 991 to 1536 and encodes 181 amino acids. The transcript has 4 exons. The record is from RefSeq and is a predicted model, not a curated record. Lineage: Eukaryota; Metazoa; Chordata; Actinopteri; Pleuronectiformes; Soleidae.
CAUGUGUGGCCGAGGUCUUUGAUCUUGUCUUCCACAGUUCUCCGCCAGGCUGUCUUGCGUAAUCCACGCUUCUUUUUGUCCUCUGGCAUCCAGCAGGAUUUGACGGAUCCAACUCCACCACAUUUUCUCCUGGUAAUGAGGGUCUCCAAGUCUUCUGUGUGCCACUGUUGGAGUUCUUCUUGGGGCCAGAAGAUCCAUCUGACACAUGUAGUGUGGAAUACAGACAGCUUGGCAGUGUCGCACUUGGUUAUGCGCCAGCAUUCUGCUCUCUAGAGACGGGGUUGGCAGUUCAUAUAGUUUGAGCUUGGUGUGGAGGCUGGACUGAGUCGAUCUCCAAACAUUGUUCAUGGAUCUCAUGACAUUGCUGGCCUUGUUCAGUCUGUUCUUGAUGUCAUUCUCAGUCGGACAAUAAGGUCUGUGCCAUUUGCUGUCCCCGGAGCAGACUCGCUGAAAUGAGGUUCAUGACCUCAGUCUUCUUCUGGUUUACUUUGCAACAACAGAGACCUUGAUAAAAGCACUCAGAGAAGAAGUGUGAUGUCCCUCUCUGUUAAGGACAUCAGUAUAGUGUAGCUGACAAUGGUCUCAAACAAACACUCUUGGACUGACACUCUAAUUAAAACUCUAAAUUAUGCGAAGUUCUGGAACGCACUGAACCAUAGCAGUCGUGACAAAGAGAACUUCUCUGUCUAACCACUCUAUUCCAUUAGAAGCUGACCCAGUUUUAUUUGGAUGCCGUGCUGACCUGGAACUUCAUGAAUAAUGAAGUAACACAGCGGCGGAGCAAACAGUGAACGGGUGAGCAGCAGGUCCAGAGUUUCCACACAGCUCCCGUCCCUCGCUCCUUCAGAGACAACUGACAGAAAUCCCUCACAGAGCACGCUGUACAAAGUUAAAACUGUUAAUAUUUGAUCACGCUGAGAAGAAGGUGCAGAAACCGAUACAUUAUGGAUGAUGCACAAGUCUCAGUAAUUCACAACAGGAAGCCCAAAUAUGGACGCGAAGGUGGUCUCCCAGGAAAUGGCAUUGCUUAGCAACAUACUGGCAGCUUACACCUUUGUUGCAGACCAACCCGAGCUGACAGCACUGGUGUUUCUGGGAGGUGUGAGUGUUGGCCUCCUGGUCACGCUCUGUGCCAUUGUCUUCCAGAUACACUGUCGAGCAGACUGCAACUACGGAAACAGUCACAACCCUCGCCACCGUCACAGGCACAGGCCUCAUCGGCAUCACCAUCAUCACAGCUGUCCCCACCAUCGGCCUGAGGACAAUCGUCCAGACAGCACUGCUGUUGUGGUGUCGGAUGGAACGAGGCCUGCUGGGGACAACGAGUCACAGGACUGGGAUGACACUGCUGACCUGUCAUCACAGCGACGCAGACACUUCGAGAGGGCUCUGCUUCACGCCACCACGUUCACAUCAGCUGAGGAUUUAGACCAAUCCCAGCGGCUUGAGGAGCGGGAGAGGAUUCUCCGAGAGAUCUGGAUGAACGGGCAGCCAGACAUCAAUACUGUCACUCAGAGCCUCAACAGAUAUUACUGACACAGAUUCGGGGAGGCGGGUUGUCAAAGACACAUGAAGAUGAAUGAAAGAUGAAAUAACAAUCAAAUAAAAUGGAUAAAUAAUGAACUUUAACCGUUGGUCUGCACUGCACUGUGACUGAAGAUGACCCAGUCUGGAACAGUUCUAUCUACAGUGUAAACAACAUGAGCUGUGAUGGUUCAAUCCUCCAGUUCUGGAUGACACUGAUGACACUGUGGAAUAAUCCAUUGGUGACCUACAGAGGAUGGAUUUUCAUUUCUAAAGUUGUAGAAAGAACCACAGAGACAUAACAGUUAUUUGCAACAACAGCUCUAACAUUAUUGUUGGUUAAAAAAAACAACUGUACGAGGGAUUUUAUAUUUUUAUUCACUGUGUCUGAAUUCAAAUGUUGAUGACGUUUCUCAAACUUAAAAAAAAAAAUGCUACCAUCCACCUAAAAUACUCCUCGAAAGAUUUACUUUCAUAUCUAUAAUUAUUAAAAUACUAAUUUCACUAACCCAAAAAUAGAAAUAGAGAAAGUGGGGUAUAAGCAUAUCCCUGUGGUACAUAUGUACAAUUGUCUGAAAAAAUACGGAUAUAACCUUAAAUUUUAACCUAAAGGUGAAUCUAGAAUUUUUAAACCUUUUAUAAUGGUACCUAAAUAUUUGAAUGAAGCUGGUCGAAAUACAAACAUCUCAAACCUCGGAUCACGUUUUCAGAAUGUUCUCCUUUAGUUGUUCCCUCGACGUUUAGGAAACAUUAGGCGUCUGCAUAACACAGAAGGAACGUUCUCUAAAUGUUAGUUUUUGGUUUGUGUCCAACUAACCUUAGGAGAACCAUGGGCUAACGUUCUUUUAAUGUUCUUGGUUAGCACUUGCGUCUCACAACAAGUUCAAGUUCUGGUUCAAGUGUGGCCUUCCUGUGUGGACUCUGCAUGUUCUCCCCUGUGUGUAUAUGAUCUUCCUCCCACAGUGAUAUGCAGAGUUUAUAGUGAACUUCUGUUUAAAUGUGAUUGCGAAAGGUUGUUUGUCUGUAUGUUGGCGCUGUUAUCGACACAGAGACAUGUCCAGGUUUUUACCAGACUGGCUCCAGCUCCUCCUGUGACCCUCAAAGGAUGAGUGGCAUCAGGAGCAAAUAACUACAGUAGUACCACUUUGUAAGAUUAAAUAGAAGGAAAGACAAACACUAUGUGGAGGGACAUAUGCAAACUGGUGCUUUUAUUUCUGCAACUCUUCUUCACUAACUAAAAGAGAUGAUUGAGAGAUGGUGGCUGGGAGUAAGGAUAACUAGUCCAAAGCUUCUACUGUAAUUGGGUUCUUUCUGUUGGCUGGAAUCAGAAGCUUAUUAUAGAUGAAAUGCUGUUGCACAUUUUGGACAUCAGGUCAUCUGAGAUGACAGCACUGCCUUAUUGUGUUUGGCUUCUGUGGUAAAUGAAUAAAUCUUUAUUCCUGUGUU